AUGAGCAAAUACCAACAGAAACCUUACACUGCAGAGGAGAAACGCAAAGCCAUAGAAACGUAUUCUGAGAAGAUACAGUACAGUCCGAGAUAUUCUAAUGAAGAAUGGGAAUAUAGACACGUUAUCAUCCCCAAACAACUGGUAAAGUACGUUCCUCCAGGUGUUUGUCCCGAAGAUGUAUGGAGAGGCUUGGGUAUCAGACAAUCGCCAGGGUGGGAAAUGUAUAUGAGACAUGAACCUCACGUCCUCCUCUUCCGUCGUCCAAAGGACUACGAUGCGGUGCACCAACCUUUCUCGCAAGUUAUGGGAGCUAGAGCGAUGAACGUCGUGGGUGGGAAGAAGUAA
Kwoniella botswanensis is the source of this 345-nucleotide messenger RNA. RefSeq lists its product as uncharacterized. Gene Ontology annotation, cellular component: SCF ubiquitin ligase complex; cyclin-dependent protein kinase holoenzyme complex. Bases 1 to 345 code for a protein of 114 amino acids. Gene Ontology annotation, molecular function: protein kinase binding; cyclin-dependent protein serine/threonine kinase activator activity; histone binding. NCBI's taxonomy places the organism in Eukaryota, Fungi, Basidiomycota, Tremellomycetes, Tremellales, Cryptococcaceae. The record is from RefSeq and is a predicted model, not a curated record. Gene Ontology annotation, biological process: regulation of mitotic cell cycle. The transcript has 6 exons.